CAAAGUGAGAUGAGAGUGCUGGAAAAAUACAUAGAUUAGCUGGAGAGCUGCAGAGAAAACUCAGUGAGGCUUCAGUUCUGCAGAAGCCCUGCAGCCUGCUUCACCUGCCCUGAGCCAGGAGUCACUCAGGAGCAAGCGCUGACCAGUGGAGGGAGUGACACAGCCUCCUCUAUUUGUACCACCCAUCCUCACCUUGCUGUCAGUGCACCCAGGCAGUAGAAGGGAGCCAUCCCUGUGCCUCUGCCAGAGACAAGCCUGUUGGAGUGGUAGAGAAAAGCUCAGGCAAAGCCACAGCAUUGAAAUUGUUGCCUUGGAAAAGUGGAGUGGAGAAGUGUGAGACAAUGAAUGGACCCGUGGUUGGCUUGUGUAGCCAUUCGCUAACUGAAGAAGGAGCCUUCAUGUUCACAUCAGAAUCUGUAGGAGAGGGACAUCCGGAUAAGAUCUGUGACCAGAUCAGCGAUGCCGUUCUGGAUGCCCACCUCAAGCAAGAUCCCAAUGCCAAGGUGGCCUGUGAGACAGUGUGCAAGACAGGCAUGGUGCUGCUAUGUGGGGAGAUCACCUCCAAGGCCAUGGUGGAUUACCAGCGCGUGGUGCGGGAUGCCAUCAAACACAUUGGUUAUGAUGACUCUGCAAAGGGCUUUGACUUCAAGACCUGCAAUGUGCUGGUGGCUUUGGAACAGCAGUCCCCGGAUAUUGCCCAGUGUGUCCAUCUAGACAAAAAUGAAGAGGAUUUUGGUGCUGGAGACCAGGGCUUGAUGUUUGGCUAUGCUACUGACGAGACGGAGGAGUGCAUGCCCCUCACCAUUGUCCUGGCGCACAAACUCAACGCCCGCAUGGCAGAGCUGCGGCGCACCGGUGUGCUCCCCUGGUUGAGGCCCGACUCCAAGACCCAGGUGACAGUUCAGUACACGCAGAAGAAUGGUGCAGUGAUUCCUGUGCGCGUCCACACUGUUGUCAUCUCCGUGCAGCACAAUGAGGACAUCACACUGGAGGACAUGCGCAGGGCUCUGAAGGAGCAGGUGAUCAGGGCUGUGGUGCCUGCCAAGUACCUGGAUGAAGACACUAUUUACCACCUGCAGCCCAGUGGGCGCUUUGUCAUCGGUGGGCCUCAGGGGGACGCAGGGGUCACUGGGCGCAAGAUCAUCGUGGACACCUAUGGUGGCUGGGGCGCUCAUGGUGGUGGUGCUUUCUCUGGAAAGGACUCCACCAAAGUAGACCGCUCCGCAGCCUAUGCUGCCCGCUGGGUAGCCAAGUCCCUGGUGAAAGCUGGGCUCUGCCGGAGAGUGCUUGUGCAGGUGUCCUAUGCCAUCGGAGUGGCAGAGCCACUCUCCAUUUCCAUCUUCACCUAUGGAACCUCACAGAAGACAGAGCAGGAGCUGCUGGAGGUGGUGAACAGGAACUUUGACCUCCGGCCAGGUGUCAUUGUCAGGGAUUUGGACUUGAAGAGGCCCAUCUACCAGAAGACAGCAUGCUACGGGCAUUUUGGGCGGAGCGAGUUCCCCUGGGAGGUACCCAAGAAGCUCGUGUUUUAGCACUCACUGGAGUGGGCCUGACCUCGCCCUCCACACUCUUCUCAUGAUCUCAGAUGCUCCAUUUCCUCAGCUCCUCCUGGCAUCUUGCCCACCCCGCCCUGCCCCUGUGAGCAAAGCCCAUCCCUCUCUUUUGUCCCUCCCCAUUAUCAUCAUGGAUGUUGGAGGAGGGCAGGUAGCCUUUAGGUGCUGGGGGUCAGGGUCCUUGUGAGCAACGUCAUAAUGUUCUCCUACCUGUCCCUCAGAGCAGGACAAUGUCAAUCGAGUGGAAUGGUCACCUUCAUCAAGAGAAAAUCUCCCUCAGCCUUCCCACAACCCAGACCUAACUAGAUCUCAAGACUUAUGUGGUCCAAGCACACCAACCUUCCUCUCAGAUGUGUGGCCAGUACCCUGGCCAGGGCCUUAGCAAAGCCCUGUCCAGGCUGGGCACUGACAUCUCCUGGGCAACUGCUAUGUGCAAGGCCAAGGCAAUGACUGACCUCAAGCCUUCUUAUUUCCAAUAUUAUAAAGUGGCACCUUUUGUUAUUCUAUUACAAAUGAGGGAAACUGAGGCACAGUGCUGGGUCCCACAGCUACACAUGUCAGGCUAGAAAUGGCUCAGGCUAAGGCAAAGCAGGUUGGGACAAGACUGUGGCUUAAGCUUGGGUUGACUGGAAGUCAUGCAGUGAACCCACUGCUCCAGGCAAGCCAGGAAUGAUGCUCUGUAUGACACAUUGCAGAGCCAGUACGAAGCCAACAACAGGUUUCACUACCAUGCUUGCCCUGGUAAAGAGUCCAUGGCAGGCUAAGGAGUGUGGUCCCUCAGGCUAGGUUGGAGUUUAGGUCUGGGAAGCAAGCAGCCUUAUAUCUCAGAGGCAAGUGGGCUUGGACUUUGGACCCCUGGGGCAUGUGGCCCAAGUCACAUCCAGUGCCUCCAGGGGUCUUCUGGCACAGGUGUAGUAGCUUGUCCCAGUGCAGUGGCCCUUGCGUGAAGGCUGGGACCUGUGACCUUUGAGUCUCUCCCCUUCCCUGGCCCCAUCCCCGUUUGGUGAUGCUGUGGGUAAGUGGGGCUUCUCUGACCCCCCUUCCAGAGAGGCCAGUCCUGAGGCCUGUGUGUCUAAGCAUAGCACUGCCUCUUGGUGGUGGACAGGGUGCCUGAUGUAUGAGGACAUUCUGCCUUUGCCUGCUGGAUUCGAGAGGACACAUCUGCUCUCAAAGGGCACAAGUGAUCCAUUGGUCUAUUGUGGUCUCAGAAGCUGCAAACUCUUCUGGUUUUUCCUCAGUGGUUGGUGCCACAUACCCUAUCUGUCCUCAGCCUGGGCAUUGGACAGCAGAUCUCAGCCGCCUUGCUAGCAGCUAGGGCACCAGCUCAGACAGGGCUUUCCAUGGCCCCAGGGGAAUGCUGGAGACCUGGCUUCUUCUCAAGGUGCACAGUACUGGUUCUGGCUGCAAGAGUUCCUGGCUGCCUCUGCACCCUGAGCUUCCAUGAGACUUAGGAGCUGUGGCCUUUCUCGAGGCCUUGGCUGUGUAGAGGCCUCAGCAUUCUUUCAGUAUAGGGAGGGCAGGCUCACAGAUGUCUGAGUUCCUCCAACUUGGGUUGUUUUGAAAUGGAAGUUUCCUUCCCCUGGAGAAGAAAGAUCUUUUUGGCCUACAUUGUGCGUAUGAAUCUAAAGCCUUUAUUAAUAGUUCCUUCUAGGACAGUGAAUAAAGAAACCAAGGAGCAA
Messenger RNA from Cavia porcellus (domestic guinea pig), 3232 nucleotides. It is a transcript of the gene Mat1a, whose product is annotated as methionine adenosyltransferase 1A. Gene Ontology annotation, biological process: S-adenosylmethionine biosynthetic process. Lineage: Eukaryota; Metazoa; Chordata; Mammalia; Rodentia; Caviidae. Gene Ontology annotation, molecular function: methionine adenosyltransferase activity; ATP binding. The record is from RefSeq and is a predicted model, not a curated record. Gene Ontology annotation, cellular component: cytosol. The transcript is spliced from 10 exons. Bases 342 to 1532 code for a protein of 396 amino acids.